Messenger RNA from Homarus americanus (American lobster), 2052 nucleotides. RefSeq lists its product as uncharacterized. The transcript is spliced from 7 exons. Bases 44 to 775 code for a protein of 243 amino acids. The record is from RefSeq and is a predicted model, not a curated record. Lineage: Eukaryota; Metazoa; Arthropoda; Malacostraca; Decapoda; Nephropidae.
CACACACACACUGCUGUUGAGACUCACGAGGAAGACACCCAUUAUGUUGAUCCUGGCGACAAUCGUCGUCAUCCUCAUCUUCGCCUUCCUGAAGAACGUCAUACAUGAGCUGGAGAAACAGGAGGCACUACUGGUCAACGCCACCCUCAGUUCUAACGAGUCCAUGUUCUUGGGGUACGAGUUGGAUGAUGCGUGGCGGACGGUGCGGGUGCUGGAGAACGUGACGGCCGCCGAGAACCUUACCGUUAACCAGGUCAAGGUGGAGCCCGACUGGUCCCUCGUCCAGGGCACCUUCACGCACCUCAAAGACGAGAACUUCGAGUCGUUUCUGAUAGCUGUUGGUGUGCCGUAUUUGGUGCGGAGCUUUAUCGUCAAGACGACCCCAACAGUGACCAUCGAGCGUCUCUAUCAGGACAGCGACUACUACUACGAACUGGAGGACCAUAACCCAAACACUGAUCUUGACCAGGUGGGUGGUGAGGACGGGGGCCGAGUGUAUCAGAUACUCAUAAACACAAUUACAUGGCUCAAGACCAACACGGAGAGGUUCCGGCUCGGUUAUUCCUUCAUGAAAAAAGACUUCGACGGUUCCCCCUCUAAGAACACUUACUACUUCGUGUCACCGAGUGUUCUGGUUCACCUCAAGGAGAAGGAACAGUUCAACACCAACAUCAUCCGGAGCUUCGACCGAGAGGGCUUCGUUAUGACCAUCAUCAACAAGAAGGCGGGUAUGAAGGCCAAGCGUUACUUCCUUAGAGAGCCAGAGGAGGCGUGAGGAACGACCUACACUCUUGAUGCUCUCGCCAAAUUCACCAGAUGACCUGUACACACACACACACACGUACACACUUCAAUUCUCUGGAUGAUCGACAUAAAGAGCUUCAUCUUAGGUUCGGUAAAGCUUUGUUAGCCAUCUCUAAAUUACGACAUCACCACCUUUCGCCCGCACCAUUUAUGGACACAUCUUAUGUCAGGAUGUCACUCAGAGUCAAGGCCAGUAGUCAAACCAAGGUGUAGGAGCGCCACAAGAUAUCAACAAUGUGAACACGUCUACUAAUCAAGCUACUGUAAAAAUUGCAAAGAUUAUCUUUUAUAGUCACGUGAUGUUAAGUUACUAAACGAAAUUCCACCCAGGAAGCAGUGGCGUCAGAAAGGGAAGGGGGGGGGUGGCAAGGGGCAAGAUGUAGCUUUUGAGUAUGAAGUGGAAACUGAGCACUUAGAAGUUGAGCUCAAACAAGCCAAACGGCUGGUAGAUAGUAAAGUUGCAUCUGGUGUACAGAUUAGCAGUAUCCAGCAAAUUACUGAGUUCUUGGCACCCUAUAAAGAAGCGUUUCCAGACCUCACAGUAAAUUGCUAAAUAUUGCAUUAGUGCUGCCACCAACAUCAGCGUCAUCAGGGAGAAUGUUUCUUGAUGAACAGUAUGACUGAUGCCAGGCUGUCGGACCUCAGUGUUAAUGGCAUACAUUCCCAAGGAUAAAAAAAAAUUACAUUAAUAUGGAUGAAUUUAUCAAAGUCUUUGCUUGUAACCAUAACAACAGAAAUUGUCAGCUGUUCUGAGAAGGCAAACCUUGUACUGUAGUAGCAAAGCACUGUAGCCAACAGUGGCAUUUCAAAGAUGAAUCACUGGUUAUGCCUUGGAAAUAACUAUAUAAUAAUAUGCAGUAGCUAAAACAACUAACUGUGCAGGUGGGGGUCGAUAUGCUCCGAAGUGUUACGUGUGACUAGUGACAGCCUUCAUAUACCAAAAUUUAUCGAUCAUGGUCUCCUAUUGUUUCCCACAAGGUAUGCACAGCUAGUUGUUUUAGCUACUACAGCAUAUACCAGUAUGUGCGUAUAUGUAUAUUCGUGUAAUGAUGUAUGCUAUCAGCAAAUGUGCAGAGUUAUGGGAAUUAAUUUAGUUUUUUCAUCAUUUUCAAACUUUCCAGCCAAGUAUAUUUGUUUAAUUACUUUUCAUGUAUAUAUUGUAUGUGUUCACAUACAGAACUUUAUGUAGGCAUGUGUUUCUUUUUACUUUUCAUUCCUUAUGUUUAAUAAAGCAUUUCUCUGGAAGUA